UGGGAGAUAGUCACGUUCUAUUGAAUACCUUGUGCUGUUGCUGCCAUCGAAAAAUCUGGUUACACUCUGGGGAGGCCUGCUACCACUGCAGGACUGAACCGCCGCGGCCCUGAGAUGAGUGUCCGGCCUGAGCAGGCACACCAUGAAUAGAUACACAACGAUCAAGCAGCUUGGGGAUGGAACCUAUGGUUCCGUCCUGCUAGGAAGAAGCAUUGAGUCUGGGGAACUGAUUGCCAUUAAGAAAAUGAAAAGAAAGUUUUAUUCCUGGGAAGAAUGCAUGAACCUUCGGGAGGUUAAGUCACUGAAGAAGCUUAAUCAUGCCAAUGUAGUAAAAUUAAAAGAAGUUAUCAGGGAAAAUGAUCAUCUUUAUUUUAUCUUCGAGUACAUGAAGGAAAAUCUUUAUCAGCUCAUUAAAGAAAGAAACAAGUUGUUUCCUGAGUCUGCUAUAAGGAAUAUCAUGUAUCAGAUAUUGCAAGGACUUGCAUUUAUUCACAAGCACGGCUUUUUCCAUCGGGACUUAAAGCCUGAGAACCUCCUCUGUAUGGGACCAGAACUUGUGAAAAUCGCAGACUUUGGAUUGGCCCGAGAAAUCCGAUCAAGACCUCCAUACACAGACUACGUAUCUACCAGAUGGUACAGGGCUCCAGAAGUUCUCCUGAGGUCUACCAACUACAGCUCCCCCAUUGACAUCUGGGCUGUGGGCUGCAUCAUGGCAGAGGUGUACACCCUCAGGCCACUCUUCCCUGGGGCCAGUGAAAUUGACACGAUAUUCAAAAUUUGCCAACUGUUGGGGACACCAAAAAAGACGGACUGGCCUGAAGGCUACCAACUUUCAAAUGCUAUGAACUUCCACUGGCCCCAGUGCAUACCCAAUAACCUGAAGACCCUGAUUCCGAAUGCUAGCAGUGAAGCAAUUCAGCUCCUGAGAGACAUGCUUCAGUGGGAUCCCAAGAAACGGCCAACAGCUAGUCAGGCACUUCGAUAUCCUUACUUUCAGGUUGGACAUCCACUAGGCAGCACCACACAGAGCCUUCAGGAUUCAGGAAAGUCACAGAAAGAUGUCCUGGAAAAGAAAGGCCCACCUCCUCUCAUCAAACCAGUCCCUCCAGCCCAGCCUCCAACGAAGCCACACACCAGAAUUUCUUCCCGACAGCAACAAGCCGGCCAGCCCCCUCAGCAUCUCAUCUACCCCUACAAAGCAGAAGCCUCCAGGACAGACCACCCAAGUCAUCUUCAGGAGGACAAGCCGAGCCCGCUGCUCUUCCCAUCCCUCCACAGCAAGAAUCCUCAGUCGAAAAUCCUGGCUGGCCUGGAACACAAAAAUGGUGAGAUCAAGCCAAAGAGUAGGAGAAGAUGGGGUCUCAUAUCCAGGUCAACAAAGGAUUCUGAUGACUGGGCUGAGUUGGAUGACUUGGAUUUCAGUCCAUCCUUCACCAGGAUUGACCUGAAAAACAAGAAAAGACAGAGUGAUGAUGCUCUUUGCAGAUUUGAGAGUGUUUUGGACCUGAAGCCCUCUGAGCCUGUGGGUACAGGAAAUAGUGCCCCCAUCCAGACUUCUUAUCAGAGGCGAGACACACCAACUCUGAGAUCUGCAGCCAAACAGCACUACUUAAAGCACUCUCGAUACUUGCCUGGAAUAAAUAUAAGAAAUGGCAUGCUCCCAAAUCCAGGCAAAGACUUUAUUCCAUCUAACCCAUGGUCCAGUUCUGGUUUGUCUGGAAAGUCUUCAGGGACAGUAUCAGUAAUCAGCAAAAUAAAUUCAGUUGGUUCCAGCUCUACAAGUUCUAGUGGACUGACUGGAAAUUAUAUCCCUUCCUUCCUGAAAAAAGAAAUCGGUUCUGCUAUGCAGAGGGUACACCUAGCAUCUAUUCCAGAUCCUUCCCCAGGUUAUUCUUCCCUGAAGGCUAUGAGACCUCAUCCUGGGCGACCUUUUUUCCACACCCAGCCUAGAAGCAAUCCGGGGUUGAUCCCACGGCCUCCAGCCGCCCAACCAGUGCAUGGCCGGACAGACUGGGCUUCCAAGUACCCAUCUCGGCGAUGACUGUCUCAGCAACCAGGCCCUUGGUCAGGGAGAGCAGGACACUUUCCCUAGACUGACUGUGUUCCACCCACAAGAGACAUGUUGAUGAUACAAAGGCAAACCAACACUUUAUUCUUCUGAACUAAGACAUUUCAAUAUUCUUUUUUAAAGUUUUUUUUAACAUUGAUUUGAAUGCAGUACCUUUUUUGUAUAAAAUUAUUUUAUUCUAAAACUGGGUCCCAUUAUUUUCUUAAACAACAGCAUUUUGUACAUAUGGGUUAUGUUUUAGCAUUUUAUACAGUUCAACUUUGUAAUGACCUUUUUAAAGAUUAAGUGUUUUUCCUUUGGGGUUCCAGGUAAUAUUUUAUACAGAUUUUGAAAAAUGUAAUACUAUUGAUGCAGUAUUGCAAUAGGGGUGCAAUUUUAAGGCUAUGACUUAAGGGUUAUCUACUCCAUACGUGCGAGUAUUGUGAAAUGAUUACAUUUAAAUAUGGCUUGUUAGGUGCUUCAGGCUUUCUUGGACUGACCUUAGGAAAGUGAUCCUUUGCUUUUCUUAAUAUCCUGUCAUCGGUUUGAUUUUUUUUCAUACCACGGUUAUAAUUCAUUUUGUUUUAUUUUUGUUCCCCAGAACAAAGAACUCUACAUAAAAUUUUUUUGGAAAUUUCUACAACACCCUUUAAUGUGAUUGCAGAUAUCCAAAUGAAUCAUACUAAGCCAUCACAUUCUAUUUUCUUCCAUUUUUGAAAUCAAAUUGUAUAUAUGUAUACACACAUACACAAAUUGUAGAUAUAUAAAAGGGCAGCUUUGGGGGUCAAAUGGUUUUCAACAUAAAGGGAUUCACACAGCACAGUCAAUUAAACUUAUAUGCCCUUGCCAAGAUGCAUGAUCAAAAAUACCAAGUUUCAAAGCAACAGAAAAAUUUUUAUUGUAAUAACUGAGAUGGAAUCUUGCAUUCAGCUCAGUUCUCUAGACAUGGUUAGGAGCAGCUCAUAAAUAAUCUAUCCUAGCCAAAUUCUCAGGACAAUUUGGGGAAGAGAAAAGAUUUAGAGCAGGGGUCCCACUGACCUAGGAAACCACGGUUAUCUUAAUGUUAGUGUCCAUAGUGUGCCACAUUUGAACUCCUAACCUGCAUAGUUUCUUUCAAGAGUGAGAACUCUAUUUGUUGGACAGAGGCUAUUCCAUUGAGAGGAAUGUUUACAGCAGUUUUGCAAAUGACAAAGCUAGUUUGGAGACAGAAAAAGACAGAAGAUCCACUCCCAUCCAUCUCUGUAUAGUGUAAGCACUUCUGCCUCCCCUCACAGUUACCUCAGAGGCAAGAGGGACAGUCAUCACCAGUGAAUUCGAUAGUGACCUCAACAGCAUUAUCGUUUCACAUUCUCCCAGGGCUCAAAGUACUCUUUUGGUUCCAGGUUCUAGGAUACAGCAAGCUGAACCAUAUGAAGUGAUCUAAUUGGUAGGUUAAAAUGAUUGGUAGGUUAAGUGAAUGUAGAUACUUUCAUAUGGUUCAAACUAGUAAGUUGGCAAAUGAUUGCUUGGUGUAUUAGUGAUAUGUGGCAGCCUGAACACAUUAUCAUGACUUCCAAAGGGCUCUAACCUAAAAUCAGGGAGUAAUUUAUGCUUUGGAGAAUCUGACUCAGAAAUGUACUUGACCAAGCACUAUGAUGGUGAAGGCCAUGAGAGAAGGACAUAAUGGAUGUGAAUUUGACAGAUAAUAUUUUCCUGUUAACAAGCUGGCGGCAAAGCUUCAGAAAAUGUAAAUGCAAGCACAACUUGAAGCUGAAUUAAUUUCUGUAUUAUAUUCUUAACUUGUUAUCUAAAGCAACAGAAAAUGUGUUUUCAGAGAUGAGUCCUUUACUGUGAGGUUAAUAUUUAUUUUUCUCUUUGUAUUAUAUAUAAAAGGUAAAUUAAUCUGAAACCUUACCCAGCUUGCUGGAAAGCUGGUUUUAAAUUGUAAAUACCUACCCCUUAGAAAAACUAAUGGAUUGUCAAUGCCAUAUUCUCUGUAUUCUAGCUUGUGUUAAGGUCAGUACUUUAUUUUAAAUUGAAAAACCUAGUUACCUGGUUAUUACACAUUGUAAAAUUGUUUUCCUAAUACUUUUAUAAGGUUCACCUUCAGAGAAUACUUCAUUUUCUUCCUUUUAUCUUUUCCUUAGUUUGCCAGCAAACACCUUCCCCUGGGAAGCUAAACAUGUUUAGCAAGUCAAAAACCUGAUGUGCAGUUGAGAAAACUAGAUUACUGAAAAAUAAACUUUAAAGAGCUAGCAAAAUCCCAUAUAGUAUUCUUUGCUAUCCCCCAAAUAGGUAAGGGACAAAUUGUAUAUACAAGCUAUAUAGUAUAAAAGGAAAUAGGGACCAUUUUUUGUUAAGUGAAAAUAAAAUGUUACCUGUUGCAUAUAUUUUUAUUUGCUAUAGAAUUAUAAAAUGAAAGCAAGACAUCAACAGGAGUGAUGAGUUCUUAUGUACCUAUCCAAUGACUAUACCUCAUUUACAGUCAGAAAGCUUUCGGGAUGUCAGAUAUGGUACAGGGUGGCUCUUGUUCCACGUCCAAAGGUUUGGUGACAGUGGUGUGCUGAGGGGCACAGCAAGCACAACAGGGAAACUGCAUUUCCAUAAAAGCUAUUCUACUCUUGGCAUGAUUAUUCAUUUUAUAUUAAAAUUCCUUUCAUUACCAAGUCCUCACCCAGCUCAAGUAUGGUAGGAUUUACAUAGGCAGAAAAUUGAGCUUGAAACAAUUUUUUGGACACAUUGCUUGCCUAAAGGACCACAUAGAUCUAAAAAAGUGACACUGUGUCAUCUUCUGAAAUUAUAUGAAAUUGAAUACAAUCAAGGCAACGUGAGUCAAACAAAAUCAUUGUUUCAUUUUUAAGUGCAAAAACAGGUACUGUUGAAAUUAAUGUGCACCUGGUUUUCAUAUGAAGUAGCACUUCUUUCAUCAUCAAGCCAUUCAAUUGUGCCAUGUAGAAGAGGGAGAGGAAAGAAAGGCAGACUGUGUGCUUCAGCUCGGUGUAUGGCCAAAAGCAAUAUGUUUAUAAUAAAAUGUUUGACAUACUAAUUGUUUUAUAUCAUUUUAAGCAUACUGUAGCAACUUGUUUGUUUACUAUAUGUGCUUAGUUUUUAGAAUUAUUUUUACAAUUUCCAACCAAAUGUACUGUACAUUUAUAUAAUUUAUUGUGAGGACCUUCUCAUGGAAACCAUCAAGGAGACAAACUGGGGGCAAAUAUCACAUUAAUCUGUAUUAUCGAUUUCUUAAAGACACUGUGCUAAUGUGAAUUUAAAAUGACCUGAAUAAAUAUAUCUGUUAUCUCAAUACAGAUAGCAGUUUGGUCACCUGAGUUGAUUACAAUGGAGUAACUGAGAAUAUAUUUAUUUAUAAAGCAAACAUUCAUAAUAAUGAGAAGAUUGGAGGGCAGAAACCACUGAAGCAAGAUCAUUCUGAAAUAAAAUGUCAUGUUUUGAAUAGUUUGUCCUAAGGUGUUUAAUAAUGUUAACUUUAUGUAAGGAAAAUUCUCCUGCUCCAAAUAAAGUUACAGUUUAACAAAAAA
Marmota monax (woodchuck) is the source of this 5562-nucleotide messenger RNA. It is a transcript of the gene Cilk1, whose product is annotated as ciliogenesis associated kinase 1. The transcript has 13 exons. The coding region runs from base 143 to 2041 and encodes 632 amino acids. Lineage: Eukaryota; Metazoa; Chordata; Mammalia; Rodentia; Sciuridae. Gene Ontology annotation, cellular component: cytoplasm; nucleus; cilium. Gene Ontology annotation, biological process: intraciliary transport; protein phosphorylation; intracellular signal transduction. The record is from RefSeq and is a predicted model, not a curated record. Gene Ontology annotation, molecular function: protein serine/threonine kinase activity; ATP binding.